UGCUGCUGUCAGUCAGCUGAAGUUCACUACCUGACUACCAUUAUUGUAACAAUUUUUACCGUCUUGAAAACAAGCUUUUCCAUUUCUUUCUGCUUCAUACCUCAUGAGUCAUGGUGCCCCUCAGUACCACAAGGACGAGGAAUCAUGGUCAAAUAAGAAAUAGGAGAAUGUUUAUUUAUUAAACUUCCACAAACAGUCAGACAUACUCUCACUCCAUUUUAAUAGGUUUGAUCCAGUUGGUGAAACUUCCAACGUUUCCAUGAUGGCAGCAAUUUACAACCAAUAGGAUUCUUCUUUUAUAUAUUGUUCUGUUUGGUUGCAAAUCAUACGAAUGAAGAGGUAGCGGAGAUGCAGAUGCGAUUUUUGGGCCUUAUGACCUUAUCAGUUAUCACAAUGAGCAAAUGGUUUUCAGUGGUUCGUGAUCUGUCUUCUGAAACUAAUAAUACUCUGGAGAACGGACCUGUUAUGCACAACAUGAUUGCUACAAAAGCUGACGUAGGGCAUUCCACGUCAAGGUGUGGCGGCUCUGAACAAUGUAAAGAUAAUACACAAACUGGUGUUCAUGUAAAAGAUAAAAAAGCUGUUGGAGAACUUGUAUGUUUGCAGUGCUUACAUGGUAGUGAACUCAUUUGCUGCUUUGGAAAAGGAUGUCAAAGGAGGUACCAUCCCUCUUGUUUGAAUCCUCCUCUCAAUUACUACCCUGUGGGCUUCUGGAAUUGUGCAUGGUGUGUUAAAAAAAAGCUAGAUCUUGGUGCGUACUCCAUUUCUGAAGGGGUGGAGUCCAUCUUGGAUUCUAGAGAAGGCAUUUCGAAAAACAAUGUGACGGAAAAGGAGUACUUUGUCAAGUAUCUGGGCCUUGCUCAUGCUCACAACCGCUGGAUUCCAGAAACACAAAUGCUUGAAGAGGGGCCAAAAGUUUUGUCAGCAUUUAAGAGGAAGCGCCGGGUUAUCAAGUGGAAAAAAGAAUGGAGUAUACCUCACCGCUUGUUGCUAAAAAGAGCAAUUGUGUUACCAAAGCAAAAUAAAGAACAUUUAGAUGGGCAUGAUAACAAUUAUUCAGUUGGCUGUUUUGAAUGGCUUGUAAAGUGGUCUGGUCUUGGAUAUGAUCAUAUUACAUGGGAACUAGAUAGUGCUUCCUUUCUAACGUCGUCUGAAGGCAUAAAACUCAAAAAUGAUUAUGAAAGUCGUCGUCUUCGAAAGGGGAUGGAUGGAGACGUUAAUGAGGAGAGAAAAGCUUCCUUUGCUGAAUUACCUGUACCGCCUUCAGGUAAUUCAGUGGCAGUUUCUAGUCAGCAUUUGAGUUAUGUGAACAAGCUUUGCAUGUGUUGGCACAAAGGUCAGAGUGCUGUCAUUGUAGAUGAUAAGAUUGACCAGGAGCGGGUUAUGAAGGUGAUGUCAUUUAUAUUGUCAUUGCAUUGUAAGGUGACAAGGCCUUUCCUCAUUGUCUCAACUUCUGCUGCUCUUGCUGUGUGGGAAAGAGAGUUCUUACAUUUGGCUCCAUCUGCAAAUCUUGUCAUUUACAAGGGAAACAAAGAUGUACGGAGAAGCAUAAGGACCUUGGAGUUUUAUAACGAUGACAAUGGCAUCUUAUUUCAAAUAUUAUUAUCAUCGCCUGAUAUUAUUGUUGAGGACUUAAAGGAACUACGAUGCAUUUCGUGGGAAGCAAUAAUAGUUGAUGAAUGCCAGCGACCUAGAAUUUUGGAACACCUUGACAAUAUCAAGAUUUUGACAACAAAGUUGAGGCUCCUGGUUGUUAGCGGACAGAUCAAGGAUGAUCGAGCUGAUUAUGUCAAAAUGCUUUCCUUCCUCAACUCUGAAAAUCAUGUGUUAAAUACUACUGAAACAGAGCCAUUAGUCUCUGAUAGCAUUUCCAAUUUGAAAAGCAAAUUGGAUCAAUAUGUGGCAUUUAGAACAAAAACAGGGUCCACUAGGUUUGCAGAGUUUUGGGUUCCUGCCAAGCUUUCGAGUUUGCAACUUGAGCAGUAUUGUUCAUUGCUGCUUUCUGACAGAACUCUGCUAUGCUCAGCCCAAAAGUCUGACAAGGUCAAUGCCCUCCGCAGCCUGCUUAACUCAACAAGGAAGUGCUGCAACCAUCCCUUUCUCUUGGACUCGUCGCUAUAUAAUUCCAUCAAUAAAGGUCUGUCUGUUGAAGAGCAGUUGAAUAUUGGGAUAAAAGCAAGUGGCAAAUUGCAGCUUCUUGAAAAAAUCCUUUUGAAAGCAAGAAGUCGUGGUUUAAGAGUGAUGAUAUUAUUUCAGAAAAAUGUCAAGGCUCUUGGUGCAAGGCUUCUUGAGCACAUACUGGAAUAUUUCAACGUUAAUUGGCGAGACGUUUCUACCAUGCAGGCAUUUGAAUUAUCUGUGUGUUGGCUUGCGGCUUCGUUAUUGAAGCACAAUUUUGAUAAGCAAGGUUCACUUGCACUUGCAAAAGUGCACUUGAACUUCAAUUGCGAGGAAGAGGAAGUAACCUAUGUUUACUCUAAACUGCUGAAAUUUAAGAAGGAAUUUUCAAGUUGUUUACAAAGUGGAAUUUGUGUUGAGAAAUGUACAUCAGACUGCGAAACACCUGGGUUGACAGAUUUGGUGGAGGAUAUGCAAAAUGGUUUUCACGGUCCUCUAGAAUCCGACACAUAUAGACAUGAUCUUCAAAGGGAAUCUCCCACAACUGUGCUAGCUACUCAUUACCAGACUUGUGCAGAAAAUUUAAAAAUCAGACUUACAGAUAUUGGAAGUUGUCCUCAAAAGUCAUCUGGCACUUUCCCUGCCAAAGCAUAUGCUAUCCCCGUGACAUCCAAAGCUGCUUUCUUGGAGCAUCAGAGUGAGGUCUUCGAUUCAAGUGAUGAUCCUUGUAAUGUCAAUCCUGCCACUGGUUCUUUGGAAAAUCAAAUUAAUGGCGAUGAUUCUGAAGUUUCUCUAAUAAAUAAUAAUGAAGUGGUUGAGACAAUCACUUGCAGUACUGCUGAUGUUCCUGAGGUCAACCAGCAUUACAGUGAAGUGAGUGCUGUCCAUGGUGAGUCUAUUAUGGAUUUUCCUGAGACUACUUUCCCAUAUAUGGAACCAUCAAAUACAGAUCUACUGCCACUGCCUCAGGAGGAUGUUACAUCUUUUUUGGAGAAUAUUUCAAUUGGUGAAGUCUUGCCUUUUGAUGAAAUAUUUUAUGAAAAUUAUAACCUUCAUGAGGCUGAACCAACAUUACAAGUUCCAGAUGACCCACCUGAAUCAGUCCCAGACCCAUUGCAAAUUGAAAUGGAGAGAAUAAAAAAGGCGACUGAAGAAGCUAACAGGAUACGCCAGCAGAAAUUACACCAGCUUGAGUCAGACCAUGGUAUGGAGGUUAAAGAAUUGGUUGCAAAGUAUCAAAUGUUGCUUCAGAGUAUCAGUACUGAAGUAGCAUUGCAAAAAAAGGAACUUGACGCAUAUUAUAAAACAGUUCAAAAGAAUAAGUUGUUGGCUUCUGUUUUGGACCACAAUCACAAGGAAUAUAAAAGAGAAGCAGUUCUAUUCGCAGAACAAGGCUUACCCUCUGCAAUGGGAACACCUAGCUCCUCAAGUACUCAACAAAGAGAGCACCAUCCCCCUCUUAUGCCUGAUCAAAGACUCGAACAGUGUCUACCGAUGAUUCCCCCACACUUGUUUACUCCAACGGAAGCGGUUAAUGCUCUGGAGAUUGCUAAGACUUCAACAGCCAUUCCAGAAAUGAGCCCAGUUAGAGAAUGUAUUGAUCCCAUGAUUCAGUCCUAUGUAAACUUGAAUUACGGCUGUUAUUCAGUGGCCUCAAACCCCCCUCUUGAAGCCUCUAAUUCAGUGCCUAUCAUGCCAAGUCUAACUAGUGGAAUACCAGAACAGCAAUUGCCACUACAUUUACCUCAAUGGCAAUAUCAGUAACUCAGAAAUACACAGUUAAAUGCUGCGGCCACAUGUACAGAGCAAGUUCCUUCCUUUGUAAAUUUGGCAUCAAAUUAUUGCCUGCUUCACCUGAUGGUUUCUACUUUGUUGUUUCUACCAAAAACUGAGUUAGCCUAGUCAUCUGGUGAAUUUGUUAAUAGUUGUUAUCCUUCAAGAUAAGGAGGACUUAAGUAUGAAUUAGGAUUGUUUGGGUAGGAUGGGACAAGAGGUGGUCCUACAAAGAUAACUGGGACUACAUUUUGCACAGUAGGUAAAAGUUAUUAACCAAUAGAAGCUGGGGAAAAAAACAUUUCAGACUCCUUAGAUGGAGUCUUGUUACAUCGUUAGAUGGCUCAGUUAUUGGAGGAUAAAUAGGACUUGAUUGCACCA
Arachis ipaensis is the source of this 4272-nucleotide messenger RNA. Lineage: Eukaryota; Viridiplantae; Streptophyta; Magnoliopsida; Fabales; Fabaceae. The record is from RefSeq and is a predicted model, not a curated record.